This is a messenger RNA of Marmota flaviventris (yellow-bellied marmot), 1081 nucleotides long. The record is from RefSeq and is a predicted model, not a curated record. Lineage: Eukaryota; Metazoa; Chordata; Mammalia; Rodentia; Sciuridae.
UUUGGAUUAUGAAAAAUCCUGUUUUGCAGUACAUUUACUGGCAAGAAGAGGUGGUGUUUUCCCCCAGCUAUGAAUUCCUCAUUUCACCUGCAUUUCUUGGACCUCGGCCUGAACUCCACUGAGGGCAACAUUUCAGGACUCAAUGUCAAGAACAAGUCGUCUCCCUGCGAGGACAUGGGCAUCGCGGUGGAGGUGUUCCUGACGCUGGGUCUCAUCAGCCUCUUGGAGAACAUCUUAGUCAUUGGCGCCAUCGUGAAGAACAAGAACUUGCACUCGCCCAUGUACUUCUUCGUGUGCAGCUUAGCGGUGGCCGACAUGCUGGUGAGCAUGUCCAACGCCUGGGAGACCAUCACCAUCUACCUGAUAAAUAACAAGCACCUGGUGAUGGCAGACGCCUUUGUGCGCCACAUUGACAAUGUGUUUGACUCCAUGAUCUGUAUUUCCGUGGUGGCCUCCAUGUGCAGUUUGCUGGCCAUCGCGGUGGACAGGUACGUCACCAUCUUCUACGCGCUGCGCUACCACCACAUCAUGACGGCCAAGCGCUCGGGGGCCAUCAUCGCGUGCAUCUGGGCCUGCUGCACGGGCUGCGGCAUCGUCUUCAUCCUUUACUACGAAUCCACGUACGUCAUCGUGUGCCUCAUCUCCAUGUUCUUCACCAUGCUGUUCCUCAUGGUGUCCCUGUACAUACACAUGUUCCUCCUGGCGCGGACCCACGUCAAGCGGAUCGCCGCCGCGCCCGGGUACAGCUCUGUGCGGCCGAGGACCAGCAUGAAGGGAGCCGUCACGCUCACCAUGCUGCUGGGGGUUUUCAUCGUGUGCUGGGCCCCCUUCUUCCUCCAUCUCAUCUUAAUGAUCUCGUGCCCGCAGAACAUCUAUUGCUCCUGCUUCAUGUCCCACUUCAACAUGUACCUGAUCCUCAUCAUGUGUAACUCCGUGAUCGACCCUCUGAUCUAUGCCUUCCGCAGCCAAGAAAUGCGGAAGACCUUUAAAGAGAUCAUUUGUUGCCAUGGCUUCAGAAUGAGCUGUAGGUUCCCUAGCAGGUAUUAAUCCCAACGCCACCCUCUCUCUGGCUCUCAAUUCU